CUCUUCUUCCAAUACUUAGUCUCGAUGUCCGAUGUCCAAUGUUCAAUGUCCAAUGUCAUGUGUAUGUUAAUUGUCCAUCACUUCCCCGCCUCUCUCUCUGUCUUAAUUUUUUUUUCCUUCAAAAAGGGAAAAGGCAUUCAUGUAUUCAUGUACGCUUCGUCAUCAUCACCACAAUCCUUUCCCUCCCCUUCCCUCCUCCUUCUCCGAGAGCUGCAGCUUUCAGUUGACCAAACAUUGUUAUACAGCCUUACAUUUCUCAUGUUACUGAACCCAAAUCCUCCAACUUCAUUUCCUAUUCAAAUUAAUAUGUCCUAGUUUGUUCAUCCCCCUCCUCCUCAUCCUUUCAAGCAUUAUCAUCAUUCAGAUGGGGUAUAAUGUGGAAUGAACAUGCCAUCAUCACUCACCCGCCCAACAAACACACACACACAAAAAAAAGGGUUUGUAGUAAGAUAGUAGUAGAUGGCUACAUAAUCCAUGUCCUUCAAAUGAUUGUCUGCAUUGCUUAUAGUAUUGCUCUUCAAGCACCCUUGUUCUCGUGGUUCUCUCCUUCCAAUGACAUGUCGCAUCAUUCCUCUCUCUCUUUUUCUCUUUCUCUUUUCUCUUUCUCUUUCUCUCUCCUUCUUUCUCUUCACACAUGCAUGAUAAAGACAUUUAUUUAUUCAAUCCAGUCGACUGACCGAAAAAAUAUAGCAUUCUCUAUGAAUAUGUUCAUGUUGAAUGUAGAGCCUUUUUUUAUUUUUUAUUUUUUUUAUUUUUCCCUUCAAAUAAACAACUGGUAUGUUUUGUCAUAAUGUUGUCUAUUCUGUCGAUUAUUUAUUUAUUUG
Messenger RNA from Lobosporangium transversale, 824 nucleotides. RefSeq lists its product as hypothetical. The record is from RefSeq and is a predicted model, not a curated record. The coding region runs from base 375 to 791 and encodes 138 amino acids. The transcript has a single exon. NCBI's taxonomy places the organism in Eukaryota, Fungi, Mortierellomycota, Mortierellomycetes, Mortierellales, Mortierellaceae.